UUAUUUUUGUUAGCAUUUUUUUUCGCAUUUUUGGAAAAUAAUGUAAUAAAUGUCCACACCCCAACACUAUACACCCCUCUUCACUCCAUCCCUCCUUUGUGAUUGAAAAUGAGAGUCCCUUCACCUUUAAAAAGAAAAUAGAUGAGCGGUCUGCACCCGCAAGGCGGUGCUCUUGUUUGAUUUGUUUUCAUUUUGGGACCAUAAUGUGCUCUUAAGAGAUUCCUCGGGAGCCACACCUGCAAUAAUGCAUUAUGUAUAAAAUCUGUGAAAUGUGUGAAUAUUUGUAUAACUGGUACCGAUAUUUCUAUAUUUUAUAUUUUAUAACUUGUAUUAUACCCACACGUUUUUUAUCUCUUAUUCUAAUGUUAAUGAAUGCUAACUUUCAAUCUGGCAAACCCUGAUGAAAAUUGCACAUCUGCGAUAGUAAUCUAACUCGUCACCAAUCAAUUAAAUCAAAUGCCGAAUAUCGGUCGGUGGUUUUAAAUAAUGGUUGAUAGAUAUCUAUUCUGACGAAUCCGAGCUAGCCUCCGUUCAAAUUAAUGCUCAACUGACACAAUGGAUUACUUCGUUUGAAUGAAAUAAUUACGAACAAUAGCGUUGUCGUCCGCAAGAAGUUUUGUAAACCCCUAUAUAGAUAUAUUUUUGGUAUAAAUUUGUCGGAUAUUAAGAAAUAAAAAUGGUUGAAAAUUUUACAGAGGAACAGAUUGCAGAGUUUAAGGAGGCGUUCAGUCUGUACGACAAGGCCGGAGAAGGGGCCAUAGAUGUCAAGGAGUUGGGCACGGUCAUGCGGGCCCUUGGCCAGAACCCGUCAAUGGCGGAACUAGAGGAGACAAAGAUGGACUUAGAAAGCGAUACCAUAGACUUUGCAACAUUUUUAAAAGUGAUGGCGACGAAAAUGAAAGGUCAGGAAACGGAAGAGGACCUUACUGAAGCAUUCCGAGUGUUCGACAAAGAAGGCCAAGGAACGAUAAGUGCGGCAGAGUUACGGCACGUGAUGACAAACAUGGGAGAGAAGUUAACGGACGAAGAGGUUGACGAGAUGAUCAAAGAGGCGGACCAGGAGGGCAGCGGGCUCGUGAACUAUAAUGAUUUUGUAAAAAUUAUGUUCAGCAAGUGAAGGCCUCAUCUUGGCAUCAUCUAGGAUAUGAGAAUGCUGUAUGGGCCAUAUAACAAACUGACUGUUGGAAAUCUACUUCAUCGUAUUUACUAAAAUGUUUGUACGCUUUUGUAUUUAUACAAUAAAAUGCGUUGUAUAUUCCAA
Dreissena polymorpha is the source of this 1261-nucleotide messenger RNA. Its product is annotated as calmodulin-like. Gene Ontology annotation, cellular component: myosin II complex. Gene Ontology annotation, molecular function: calcium ion binding. NCBI's taxonomy places the organism in Eukaryota, Metazoa, Mollusca, Bivalvia, Myida, Dreissenidae. The transcript has 7 exons. The record is from RefSeq and is a predicted model, not a curated record. The coding region runs from base 677 to 1117 and encodes 146 amino acids.